Molecule: messenger RNA, 1317 nt
Organism: Penicillium verhagenii
Lineage: Eukaryota; Fungi; Ascomycota; Eurotiomycetes; Eurotiales; Aspergillaceae
Product: NAD(P)/FAD-dependent oxidoreductase
Exons: 3
Coding region: 1-1317 (438 amino acids)
Molecular function (GO): flavin adenine dinucleotide binding; sarcosine oxidase activity; saccharopine oxidase activity
Source: RefSeq, a predicted model, not a curated record
AUGGCCUCAACCAACCCUUCGUACCUCAUCAUCGGCGCCGGUGUAUUUGGCGUAUCGACCGCUUUCCAUCUCAUCCAGAAAUACCCUAAUACGUCCGUCACUUUGGUGGACCGUGAUGCAUACGACGCCGACUCUCGCGUCGCAGCAUCAUGGGAUUGGAACAAAGUGGUUCGCGCCGACUACGAUGACAAAGUCUACUGCAAACUAGCGCUUGAAGCUCAAGAUAUUUUUAAAUCCGAUCCUCUGUGGCAACCGCACUUCCACCAAACAGGCGUUUACUGGAAUUGCCGCAGCGACUACGCACAAAAUGUCAUCACCAACCACAAAGAGCUUGGUCGUACCGACGAUAUCAUUGCGUUGCCCGUCGCCGAGGCCCGAAAGCUUUACGGCGGCAUUUUCGACAAUGCAGACUACACCGGGGUUAAGGAGGUUCUUAUCAACAGGGCUAGUGGCUGGGCCGCUGCCGGCGAUGCGCUUCGCGCCGUCACAAAACGGUGUCUGGAACUGGGCGUGAAGUAUGUGACGGCUGAAGUUGCCAAUCUGGAGUUUGAUGGCCGCGGCUCUUGUACCGGACUGAAGACAAAAUCUGGAGAGGUGCUAUCGGCUACUCAUACGGUCGUUGCUGCGGGAGCUUUCACGCCUACAUUGCUGGAGUGGAGUGCUGCUACAAGUGGCAAUCCUGGCCUGCGGGCUGGUGAACGCAUUUUGGCCGCUGGUAUUACCACCGGAAUGGCACAGCUGAACGAUGAGCAGUAUGAGAAGUACAAGGACAUGCCUGUUGGCUUUCAAGGCUACACACCAGAAGAGGGCAAGCCGUUUAUUGGUACUCUUCCUCCUACCCCGGAUAAAGAGCUCAAGUGGUGGGGAUCCAAGAUUUUCACAAAUACUCGCGAAGUACUACCUGGCCGUUCCAUCUCUUCUCCUCCGCCCACAUUCGACUACAACCAGUGGAAGGUUCCAGGACCCCUCAAGCAGGACAUCAUUGAGGCCAGGAAUCUGUGGUAUGGACCUCAGAGUGCCGAUUGGAAGAUGACGAAGCACCGAAUCUGCUGGGACGCUUUCACCACCACAUCUGACUUUAUCAUUUCCCCUCAUUCCGCCUCCCGGGGACUUUACGUUGCGACAUGUGGUUCUUUCCACGGGUAUAAGUUCUUCCCCGUGCUUGGGAAGUAUGUUACACAGAUGCUUGAGAAUGAGUUGGAGCCUGAAUUGGUAGAAAAGUGGGCUUGGGAUCGACAGCGACCUGAUUCAUCUGAGAAUGUGGAAUACCCGAACUCCGAGAUGAGACAUCUGUUGCAGCCGGCAGCGAAGCUAUAA